AUGAAUCCUAAUGAUGAACAGUAGAGAUUAUACUAAAUGUUCUCAUAAAUGGCAGGACCUGAUCCAUAUGGUAGGAUGCUCCAAGUACCAAAUUCUCCUUAUUAUCCUUGCUGGGGACCCCCUUUUCCUUAACCAAUGAUGGCACCACCUUAAAAUCAAAAAUAUCAAUUUCCUGAAUAGUUCGUCCAUGACUAGGCUCUUUAAAUGAAUCAAAUUCCACCCAAUUAAAGUGGAUUAAAUAUGAAUGGUAUUCCAUAAGGUAUGCAAAAUAUGCCACCAAUGCCUAUGGGCUUACCUCCAGGUUUUGCUAUGCCUCCUAUGGGCCCUGGAUAAAUGCCACCAGGACCUAUGGGAGCUGGGCCAAUGGGACCUCCUCCAAUGGGUGGAAUGGGAGCGAUGGGAGCUAUGGGAGGUAUGAGUGCAAUGGGACCAGGCGGAAUGUAAUUACCUGGAAUGGGACCUAUGCCAUAAGGACCUCUAGGUUAAAUGCCUCCUCCAUUUGAUUUUUAAUUUAAAUAGCAGCCUCCAAUGCAACCAUAAAUGAAUCAAAAUUAAUUAAUGCCUCCCCAACAACCAUCAAUUUAAUAACAACAUUAACCUUAAUAAUAACACUAACCAUAAUAGCAACAAUAAUAAUAAUAAUAAACUCCAUAAUAAUAACCUUUAUAACAAUCUUCUGCAUAAUCAGCCUAAAAUAAUAAUAAUGCACAUUUGGAAUAAGGAUUUUCACAAGUGGUCAAUGAGUUUUAACUUAAAAUUUUAAAUAUGUUUGUGUAGUAAAAUCAGAUGCUAUUGGAUUUCAAGAAUAAGAAUGCGAACUUGGAAAAUACUAUUACAUCCAUAUUAGAUGAAAUAACAAAUCUGCAAAAAAUAGUGGAAUAAAAAUUUGAUAACGGCCAAGCGGACGACUUUUUGAGUAGAUAGUCAAUACCAAACUAAGAAAUGACAUAAAACAAUAUUUUAUUGAAGUCUUUAUAAUAUAAUUAGAAUGAUUUCCAAUAUUAAUUGGUGUUGACUAAUGAUUUAGAAUAACCAUUAUUCAAAGACAAGAAUUUUAAUUUGGAUAUUGCUCUCAAAGAUAUGAAAGGGAUCAACAUUAAAAAUCAUAAUAAAAUAGAAUUAGAAGUUCAAUUAUUUUCAUCAGAUGAUAAACCUGUGCUUCUAAUUUAAAAUUCUUAAAACCAAUAAAUUUUAAGAUAGCCAGAAGAUAAUAUUUGGUUGGAAGAGGGAAUCUCAAAUAUUGAAAAACUAUAGAUAAAUGAAGUGACAUCUCAUUAUUAGAACGGCUGGAUAUAUUUAAUUGUUUAUCCAAUAAAAAAUGAUGCCAAAAUUGCAUAAGGUGAGAUUAAUCCAGCUUAAAUCAAACCAUUGAUUUAUAAGGUCAGUGUAAAAUCAAAGAAAACUUAGAAAAAGUCAUCGCGUUCAAGAUCGAGAUCUCACGAAAGGUUACGUAGACUUGAAAAAUUAGACAACAAGUCAAGUUCAGAAUCUGAAAAUCACAUUUAAUUAGAAAUCAAGAACCUUGACGCUAAUGUUGAAAUGUAAUAAGAAAAAGAGAAUGAAAAUAAUGAUAAAUAACAAGGGCAAUUAGAAUAAGAAUAAGAAUAGUAAUAAGAAUAAUAAGAAUAAUUAUAAUAGCAACAACAAUAUGAAUAAUAAUAAUAAAAAUAAGAACAUGAAUAAUAAUAAUUAUUAUUAUAAUAAUAACAAUAGUAACAGUAAUAUGAAUAAUAAUAAAAUGAAUAGUAAUAAUAACAAUAAUAGCAAUAAUAAUAAUAAUAACAAUAACAAUGUGAAUAAGAAAAAUUAGAAUAAUAAUAAGAAUAGGAAUAAGAAUAAUAAUAAGCAUAGGAAUUAUAAUAACAAUAAUAAUAGUAAUAAUAACAAUAAUAAUAAUAAUAAUAACAAGAAUAAGAAUAAUAAUAGCAAUAAGAAUAACAAGUUUAAUAAGAAUAAUCAAAAGAAAAAGAUGAGGUACAUUAGAAUAAUGAAUCUGAACUGUGA
Molecule: messenger RNA, 2004 nt
Organism: Paramecium tetraurelia
Lineage: Eukaryota; Ciliophora; Oligohymenophorea; Peniculida; Parameciidae
Exons: 4
Cellular component (GO): mRNA cleavage and polyadenylation specificity factor complex
Molecular function (GO): RNA binding
Source: RefSeq, a predicted model, not a curated record